GAUCUCUCUCCUCUUUGGCGUGGAAUUGAUGCCAGAGAGGGAAGUAAGACAGGUAGGUGAGGUGAGAGAGAGAGAUAAAGAGAACUCCAGAAAAUUUUUCUUAUAAUUGACGAUUCGAAUCAGGCGGAGCCAGGCCAAGCGUCAUCGACGACUAAUGAAACAGGAAUGCAGGUGUCUGAGAAAGAGAGGGGACGGGGACAUGGCACACACCGGCUCCGUCUAGCCACGUCCCUCUUUUUCUCCUCUUAACUUGCGCCUGUCCUUCCCUUCCUUUUCUCCGCAUGAAACUCACAUACUGACAGAGCCAGGAUGAUCUUAUCGAUGGACCGAUAUAGGACGCUGCUGAAGCAGAGUCCCCCGAAGCAUCGACAUGAUGGAACUUCACCUCUUCCUCUGGGAAUGGAUUGGAGUCCCCCGCCUAAGAAAUGGGAUGGAAGAGACACAGUUUGGCCACAUGAUCCUCAUACAGGGUGGAGUUAUUGCGUCACCAUUCCCUCUUGGGUCAUACUUCCGAAAUCCAGAGAGUCUGAUCCUAUAGUGGGACAGUUUUACAGGGUUCAAGUUGGUAUACAAUCACCUGAAGGGAUUACCACUAUCCGAGGAAUACUUCGAAGAUUCAAUGAUUUCCUAAAGCUAUUUACUGAACUCAAAAGGGCAUUUCCCAAGAAAUAUCUUCCCCCAGCCCCUCCAAAGGGUAUCUUGAGAAUAAAAAGCAAGACACUGUUGGAAGAGCGAAGGUAUUCUUUGGAGGAGUGGAUGGGAAAGUUACUGUCUGACAUUGAUAUAUCAAGAAGUGUACCAAUAGCAUCCUUUCUUGAGCUAGAAGCUGCUGCUAGGUCUUCAUUUCACAAUGUAAAUGAGCCUAGUUUAGAAGCAAAUCCAUCUGGUAGUAGUAUGGAUCCUUCACUUUAUGUCCAACACAGUUCAGGUAUGUCUGCGAUUGCUGGUAGUCCAUCAGUCGCAUCAGAUUAUGGCAGUGAUAAUGCUUAUGAGGCAUCAGAGCUUGGAACACCAAGACAAGGAAGGGAUAGCAAUUCUGAAGUUGGUAUAGAGGAUCUAGCAUUGGAUCAAGACUUGGUCACUACUGUAGGUGCAUUUGUAAAGUAUGGUGUAUCUAAGAAUGAUAAUGGUUUAUUUAUGGGAGAUUCUAUUAUAGAGAAGAUGGAAGGAUUUCCAAGGCUCAAAAUGCAUUCCAGGAAAGAAAAAAAUGUUAUGAAUAGGAAUAUAUAUAAUGGCACUACUUCCAAGGUUGCAUCCAUUUCCAGUGAUGGAAUGAGUCAUUUGUCUGAACCUGAUCAUGGAAGGACAGCAAGCCAUAUUCGAAAGCUGUCAUCUGAGAGUGUUGGAAGUGAUGGAAGUUCCGUAAGGGGAAGUGAAGUUUCAAAUUCAGGCGUUGCUAAUUCAUUGGGUGAUGGCUCCCUUGACCUUCCUGGAGGUGUUGAAGCUUCACUAACCACAGAAAAUCUUGGAGGCAUAGAUUUGAGGUUCCCGGGUGAUGUACAGGUGGUUCUUCCAUUAAAUCAACGCCACAAAAUGAACAGGGUUCUUAUGACCAUGCAGCAAAGACUAGCUACGGCAAAGACGGAUAUGGAGGAUCUUAUUGCCAGACUAAAUCAAGAAAUUGCUGUGAAAGAAUACCUCACAACAAAGGUCAAGGAUUUAGAAGUAGAACUUGAAAGCACUAAACAGAAAAGUAAAGAAAAUCUACAACAAGCCAUCUUAAUUGAAAGGGAAAGACUUACCCAAAUGCAGUGGGAUAUGGAGGAACUUCGAAGGAAGGCCCUGGAGAUGGAGACAAAACUGAAGUCAGAGCAGGAUGAAAAAGAUCGUACAGAGUUGACGAAAGUAUCAGCCAUUCAGGAGAAGGAAUUGUUGCUGCAGGAAUUGGAUUCUACCAGAGAACAGCUGGAAAACCUGAGAAAACUCCAUGAAGAACUAGAGAUGAAAUCAAAAGGAGAUGUUAAAGUUCUUGUCAAAGAGGUUAAAUCUCUAAGAAAUUCUCGAACAGAACUGAAGCAGGAACUUAGUCAGUUACACAAGGAAAAAUCUGAAGUUGAGAAUGUUCUUCAAAAAGAAAGAGAAAGAAAGGAACACUCAAAAACCGCCAAUAUGAAGCUGUUGCAUGAAUGUGGCAUUCUACGCAGUCGGCUUCAAGAAUGCAGUGUGAAUUUUCUUGCAGAAGAGGAAGAUAAAUUCACUGUGGAUGCUUCUUCACUAUCAGAUGCUUUAGAUCUCUUGUCAACAUCUGAUAAUCGGAUAGGCCUCCUUCUUGCUGAGGCACAACUUCUAGCACAAGAUGAUGAAAAUUCAGUUUCAGCUUCCAUCAAAAGCCACAAUAUAAAUGGUGAUGAUUCAUGGAGAACAACCCAGGAUGAAUUGAGGAAGAUGAUGACAGAUAUCUUCAUCGACAAUGCCAGAUUGAGGAAACAGGUCAACUCUGUAAUUCGUUGUGCUCUCAAAACAGCUGUUCCUUUAGAGAAUGAUGAGGAUGAGGAAGUCCCUUUAAGAAAGACCGUACUAAACAAGUUCUUAGAAAGGUAAAAAUGGGGCCACACUGUAAAUUUCUUUUACUUUUAGAAACAUGAUGGCUGCCCCUCCAUCUUACCACCCAUGCCCCCCAUAUAGCCCAUACGAAAAUCAGCUGCUUUACUCAGCGGUGGAUGCCAAUGCCAUUGAAGGCUGGAGAAUUAGUCUUUGUAAUUCAUGUGGUUUCUUAGGUAUCGGCCUCAAGACUCACUGCUUCAGAAGCAUUGUGUAAUAUCUUCUUCCACCCUGUUUUUUGCUGAGCCUUUUUGCGCCAUUUUGUUUGUGAAAUUAAAUAAUGAAAAGAAAGGAAGAGAGCAACUCACGGAGGUUCGCCAGGAUUGUGCAAUUUGGUUCCACAAAUGUCAUCUGCUGUAAGACGUUCCACUUUGCCACUUUGGUUUCAAAGUUUUCAUAUUUGAUGGCUAUAGCCAUAUGGAUGACCCGAGAAGGAAAGGUGAAUGUAUGUA
This is a messenger RNA of Nelumbo nucifera (sacred lotus), 2993 nucleotides long. Its product is annotated as Phox (PX) domain-containing protein. Gene Ontology annotation, biological process: protein transport. The record is from RefSeq and is a predicted model, not a curated record. Gene Ontology annotation, molecular function: phosphatidylinositol binding. NCBI's taxonomy places the organism in Eukaryota, Viridiplantae, Streptophyta, Magnoliopsida, Proteales, Nelumbonaceae.